CAGCUCCCAAUCGCCGCCGUUGCCGGAGAAGUCUGGGCCUCGCUUUGCCAUGGUGUCCUGGAUCAUCUCCCGGCUGGUGGUUCUGGUUUUUGGCACCCUGUACCCUGCCUAUUCUUCUUACAAAGCUGUGAAGACGAAAAAUGUGAAAGAAUAUGUUAAAUGGAUGAUGUAUUGGAUUGUGUUUGCCUUCUUCACCACAGCAGAAACACUCACAGACAUCAUUCUGUCUUGGUUUCCCUUUUAUUUCGAGUUGAAAAUCGCAUUUGUGAUCUGGCUGCUCUCUCCUUAUACCAAGGGAUCCAGUGUCCUGUACAGGAAGUUUGUUCACCCAACGCUCUCCAAUAAGGAGAAGGAGAUAGAUGAAUAUAUUAGCCAGGCCCGUGACAAGAGUUAUGAAACUAUGAUGCGUGUUGGCAAGCGAGGAUUAAAUCUGGCAGCAAAUGCAGCAGUUACUGCAGCUGCAAAGGGCCAGGGGGUUCUGUCUGAAAAACUUCGGAGUUUCAGCAUGCAAGACUUGACUUUGAUUCGAGAUGAUGACACAAUGCAUUUGCAAAGCCCCGAGUCACACAUGCAUACGUCUUCUAAGGGCCAUCUUGAAACUAUUGAUGAUUCAGGUGCCUCUUAUUUCUCUUCAUCUGAGGACAUGGCUAUGACUCAGAGACAUAAUGGAACACAGUCUGAUUCUAGAACUGAACCAUCUGAUGAUGAUACAGGAGACAAAGUUCCCAAACGAACCCAGAGCCUUAAAGCUCCUAAGAAAACAAUAAAGACUGAGCCUCCACAGAAGGCAGUGAAAGCCCGUCCCAAGAAGAAAGCCACAAGCUCCACUGCUGUUGGCGAAUCGGCCUAAGGACAAUCCAGCUGAAAGUCUGUCCCAGAGCGCUCUUCUGCCACUGUGAGGGACACUCUCCAAGGAAUGGGAGCUGGGAUCAUGUACAUAACAGCUACUGCUUUGUAGAGCUCAUUCCCAGGCGAGAUGGUGAUUGAAA
Notechis scutatus (mainland tiger snake) is the source of this 989-nucleotide messenger RNA. It is a transcript of the gene REEP2, whose product is annotated as receptor accessory protein 2. Gene Ontology annotation, cellular component: endoplasmic reticulum membrane; cytoplasmic microtubule; endoplasmic reticulum tubular network. Gene Ontology annotation, biological process: endoplasmic reticulum tubular network organization. Gene Ontology annotation, molecular function: microtubule binding; taste receptor binding. The record is from RefSeq and is a predicted model, not a curated record. Lineage: Eukaryota; Metazoa; Chordata; Lepidosauria; Squamata; Elapidae.